GUCAAAUUCAGUACUGUAAGAAACAACGUGGUAUACUUUGAUGUUUUAAUGAUUAAAACAAAAUAUCAUUCUAUAUUCUAAAAGUAUUGUUCUAUUUAUAGCUAAAUAUGUCGUCGUUUUUUAUCCGAAAUAAUAAAGAACCUGGGAAACUUAAAAGAAAGUUUAAUGGUAAAUCUGAAGGUUCGAAGAAAUUUGCGACAAAAGGUAAAAAGCGAAAUAUAAAAAAUAAUAAAAAUGAUGACGAAAGUAUUGCGAGUAGCGAUGAAGAAUUUGCUGAGCAAAGAAACAAAGAAAUAGAAGAAGAUUAUGACGAUGAACAAGAAGAAGAGACUGCUCAAGAAAAACGUUUAAGAUUGGCAAAGAAAUAUUUGCAAGAAAUUGAAGAGGAAGAAAAGGAUAGAGAGGAUUUUGAAAAAGGUGCUAUUGCAAAACGUUUGCAAGAAGAAUAUUUAGAAGAAAAAGGACGAUUGAAAAAAACUGUAGCUAGUAAUUAUACAGGACACUCUGAACCAAUUAUAUUGAAAUGUAAAUAUCACAGAGAAACUAUAACCUGUAUUUGUCUUUCAAAUGAUGGAAAAUUUCUUUUUUCCGGUUCAAAGGACGGAACAAUUGUUAAAUGGUGUUUAGCAGACAAAACUAAAGUCAAAAUCCUAAAAGGAAAACGAACGAAAGAUGAUAAUGGAAUCAAAUGCGUACAGUGUCUGGCAAUUAGCACGGAUUCAAAAUUUUUAGUGGUUGGAGACAAAGCUACUAAAAAUAUAACAGUGUUAUCGGGAGAUGAUUUAAGUCAUAUAAAAUAUCUCCAAGGGCAUAGAGGAAUGGUUACAGGUUUAGUUUUUCGAAAACAUACACACACUUUAUACUCGGCGUCAGCAGACGCGAGUGUUAAAGUUUGGAAUUUAGAUGAUAUGGCCUACGUGGAAUCAUUAUUUGGUCAUGGUAAUGCGAUUACAUCAAUAGACGCUCUUUCGCGUGAACGUGCCGUAACAAGUGGAGGACUUGACAGAAGUAUAAGAAUAUGGAAAAUUGUAGAAGAGUCACAAUUAAUUUUUAAUGGACCCGGUGGCAGUAUAGACACCGUGAAACUAAUAAAUGAGGAAAAUUUUCUCAGUGGAGGAGAUGAUGGACAAUUAUGUGUAUGGGGUUGUCUAAAGAAAAAACCGUUAUGUUCAUUUCCUGAAGCUCAUGGAAAGAAUCCAGAAAAUGGAUUACCUAAUUGGAUAUGUAGUAUUGCUACACUUUUGAAUACGGACCUAGUAGCAUCAGCUUCAUUUUUAGGUUCCAAAAAUGGAGUCGUAAGAUUAUGGCAAUGUGAGGAUUCAUUUCGAAAAAUUAAACCUCUUUUUGACGUUACGGUGGAAGGAUUUAUUAAUUCUCUUAUGUUUACACCCGAUGGUAAUUAUCUUAUAGCUGCUGUUGGUAAAGAACAUAGACUUGGAAGAUGGUGGCAUUUAUCAGAACCGAAAAAUGGUAUAGUUUUAAUUCCCUUAAUUCAGAAACAAAGUAAAUAACAUUUUUUUUUACUUUAUUUUUAUAAUGUAAUUAUGUCUAAAUCUGCCUUAGACAUUUCACAUGUAAAUUUAAUUAUUUUUAAGCGAUAUUUGUAUUACGAUUGUAAAAUAAACUUUUCUUUUAUAAAAUACAAGAAGCUUAAAAA
Leptopilina boulardi is the source of this 1657-nucleotide messenger RNA. It is a transcript of the gene U3-55K, whose product is annotated as U3 small nucleolar RNA-interacting protein 2-like. Bases 108 to 1511 code for a protein of 467 amino acids. The record is from RefSeq and is a predicted model, not a curated record. Gene Ontology annotation, molecular function: protein binding; snoRNA binding. NCBI's taxonomy places the organism in Eukaryota, Metazoa, Arthropoda, Insecta, Hymenoptera, Figitidae. Gene Ontology annotation, cellular component: small-subunit processome. The transcript is spliced from 8 exons.